Molecule: messenger RNA, 1961 nt
Organism: Erigeron canadensis
Lineage: Eukaryota; Viridiplantae; Streptophyta; Magnoliopsida; Asterales; Asteraceae
Product: O-fucosyltransferase 20
Exons: 4
Coding region: 20-1663 (547 amino acids)
Cellular component (GO): cytoplasm
Source: RefSeq, a predicted model, not a curated record
UUUCUUGAUACUUAUUUCAAUGGCAAUUUCAAAGAUUGUUAAUAGUAAUAAUAAAAAACAGUGUUACAUAUCUGUACCUUCUGAGAUCAUAACUUCCCUUUCAUCUGCAAAUUUACAAUCUUUAAUUGACACACCUAAAAAAACAGCUGCUGUUUCAAAGAUUUCUACUUUUUCUAAAGCAAAGAUCUUUAUUAAAAACCCAAGAAUAAGAUUAUGGUUUUUAUUGAUUUUUGUUUUUGGGUUUUUGUUUAUGUUGAUGAAAAUAUGCAAAUUUGAGACUUUUGGUUCAUACCCAUGUGAAAAAAAAGUUGAUUUUGGGUUGACUAAAAGUAGUGGUUUGAGUCAAAAUUUGAUGAAAUUUGAAAAUAAAGGUGUUGAAAAAAAGAGUGAAUUUUGGGAGCAACCAAAUGGGCUUGGAUAUAAAGGGUGUUUGGAUUUUAGUGAAGAAUAUAAGAAAUCAAGUAUUGAGAUAUUGAAAGAUAGGAGUAAGUAUUUGGUGGUUGUGGUUUCUGGUGGUAUGAAUCAACAAAGGAAUCAAAUAGUUGAUGCUGUUGUAAUUGCUAGGAUUCUUGGUGCUACUCUUGUUGUGCCUAUUUUACAAGUUAAUGUUAUUUGGGGAGAUGAAAGUGAGUUUUCUGAUAUAUUUGAUGUUGAACACUUCAAGAAAACUUUGGCUGAUGAUGUUAGAAUUAUUUCAUCCUUGCCAUCAAACCAUUUGAUGUCAAGACCAGUUGAGGAAAAACAUACUCCACUUCAUGUUUCCCCUCAAUGGAUUCGCUCUCGUUAUCUCCGAAGGAUGAGAAGGGAAGGUGUUCUGCUUUUACGAGGUCUUGAUUCUAGGCUGUCUAAGGAUCUUCCUUCUGACCUACAAAAGCUCCGAUGCAAGGUUGCUUUUCACGCAUUGAAGUUUGCCCCACCGAUCUUUGAACUAGGAAACAAACUUACUGAGAGGAUGAGAAGCAAAGGGCCUUAUCUUGCUCUUCAUCUUAGAAUGGAGAAAGACGUGUGGGUGAGAACAGGGUGCCUUCCUGGAUUGAGUGCUAAUUAUGAUCAAGUAAUUUAUAACGAGAGAAAAAUUCGCCCUGAGCUCCUAACAUCAAGAUCCAACAUGACAUAUCAUGACAGAAAACUUGCUGGGCUUUGUCCUUUAAAUGCUGUGGAGGUUACACGGCUCUUGAAAGCUCUACGUGCUCCCAAGAACGCAAUGAUCUUUUGGGCUGGUGGAAGUCCAUUAGGUGGUAAAGAAGCAUUGCUACCAUUAAUAAAGGAAUUCCCUAACUUUUACAACAAAGAAGACCUUGCUUUACCUGGAGAGCUAGAACCAUUUGCAAACAAAGCGUCAAUUAUGGCAGCACUUGAUUACAUUGUUUCAGAAAACAGUGAUGUUUUCAUGCCUUCUCAUGGUGGAAACAUGGGUCAUGCAAUUCAAGGACAGAGAGCAUAUGCAGGCCAUAAAAAAACGAUCACACCAAAUAAAAGGCAAAUGUUACCUUAUUUCUUGAACUCAUCACUUCCUGAAAAGAAAUUCAACAAGAUUAUCUUUGAUCUACACCGUGAUUCCAUGGGUCAGCCGAUGAUCAGAACCAACAAAGUUGGUCGUGAUGUUACUAAGUAUCCUAUCCCUGAAUGUAUGCGCAAUGAUUCUAUGAUUCAACGAGUUUGAUGAGGAGUAUUUAUUGCUUUUUUGGUCCAGAAACCAGAAAUGAGCUGGUUUCGAACUGGGAUUACAGCUUGAAGGUGAGAUGGCUUUCCGGCCUUGUAACAAACAGGCAUAAUCAGGAAGAAUGAAAUAGAAGGGAUAUAGUCAUCGUUUUGGUUCUUUGAUCUCAAGGUUCUUAAUUGAUUAAUUUAUUUCUUUCACUACACCCGUUGUAUCCUAGACGAGUAUAAAAUGUAUAUAAAAAGUUACUGAAAACAUUGUUAUACUACUUCAUUUAUACAAUCAAACAUGUCUGUAUUCA